Pocillopora meandrina is the source of this 745-nucleotide messenger RNA. The record is from the annotation of a GenBank genome assembly. Lineage: Eukaryota; Metazoa; Cnidaria; Anthozoa; Scleractinia; Pocilloporidae.
UUAUAGCAUCAUGUUAGGCUGUUGGCAGAGGAACCCUGACGAGCGUCCAUCAUUUGAACAGCUUUAUGAGAUGCUGGAGGAACUUUUACAACAAGAGACUGUGAGUGGGCCCAUAAAGCUUAGUUGAUAUUGAUGUUCUUCUUCCCGUUUUCCGAAUUUCAUCGCUGUUUUGUUUCCAUUUCCAAUAAUGAGAGGGACAUACAAUAAUUAGCAAAAUGAUAACGAUAGCUCAUUUGUCUGAGGUUCCUCGAAGGAAUGAAACAAACUAACAUGGUAGAGUAUUGCUUCCAAAUUUUUUGGUUAACCUACAGUUGACUUCCCAUUUUUGUCCACAGUAAGCUAUAGAAUGUGUUUUAACAUUCAAUUUGGGCAGUAGGAGCUUCCUUUGAUAUCAUAGGAAAGGCAUUAUCCUCUCAUUGCAGGCCUUGUGUAUCGGGGAUGAGGAAAAAACAAGUCUGGUCAGUCGGAAGAAUUUUUAAAUCAUGCAUUUCAGAAAGUCUUUGUUCUCUUUACUUUUUCAGAGAACAUACAUCAAUGUCACUUACUUCGAAGAGCAAAACAAAGAGGAAGCUACUUGGAUAUGAGUUUACUUUACGUUGAACACAAGUGGAAGACGUUGCCAUGAAAGAGCAAAAUAGAAGAUCGAAGAUUUUGUCUCCUAUUAAACCUAGAUGGACUUAAGGCGCAAGCCGCCUGUUAACCCUGCCAUUAUGGGGAGAGGUGUGUAGUGAGGGUGUAUGCGUGG